This is a messenger RNA of Stegodyphus dumicola, 1173 nucleotides long. RefSeq lists its product as uncharacterized. The record is from RefSeq and is a predicted model, not a curated record. NCBI's taxonomy places the organism in Eukaryota, Metazoa, Arthropoda, Arachnida, Araneae, Eresidae.
UGAUGAUAACAACAAUAAUAAAAUAGUUCUUUUCAGAACUCAUCAGCGUUUUUCAUUAUAAUUUCUAUAAUAUUUUCAUUAUUGUAUUUCUUUUACGAGGGGAGAAAAGUUCUUUUCGGAACUCUUCAUUCUUUCCCACUAAUAGUAGAAUAAGGUAUGUCUACAAAUUUUAUAUCAUGCCCAGAAUGCCAGCACACUUUUAGAGCUCGGAAAAAUCUCUAUAAACAUGUAAGAAAGUUUCAUUCUUCUCUAGACCUAGAUGAACUCAAGAGCCGAAAGAAAUGCAGAGUUUGCACAGAGACUUUUAAUGGUAUGAAUGAUUUGGAAGCCCACAUGCAGCUGUUACACAACAGUGCAUCUGAAAAUAAAUGCUCACAUUGCCAGUUUGUGUUCAAAGCAAGAAAAAACCUUAAUGAGCAUGUAAGAAACUUUCAUCCAUCUGAUCAUGGUGAAUAUAAGGACAAUAAACAGACUUUAGUGUGUAGCAUUUGUAAUCAAAAGUUUUUGCACAUGAGAGAUUUGCAUUCCCACUUCAAAUCAGAUCAUCCUGAUAUUACAUUGUCAUUCCAAGAAAAUAUAUUUUAUUCUGUUGAAGAUUUUGAAAUAUGGAAAGCUGAAAUUGAAAGGGAAACACAAUCGCAUUUUUCUAAAAAAUGUGGAGACCAGCAGCUUGUUGAUGGGAGAAUUUGUAUGAGAUUUUAUUGUCACAGAAGUGGCGUUUUUGAACCAAAGAAGGAUAGGAUGUGCAGAGUGAAGAAUAUUGGUUCACAGAAAAUUGGAAAAACCUGUCCUGCAUAUAUUACAGCAUAUAAAAAAACUGUUCUGGAUGUUACGGAAAUCCAGGUACACUACCAGUCAGUUCAUGUUGGACAUAAAUGUGAGGUUGCACGACUACCACUUUCUAAAAAUGAGAAAGUGGAAUUAGCAGGUCAUAUGAAUCUUGGUGUACCUAAAUCACAUGUUUUGAAUAGUCUGAGGAAAAAUUAUUCACCAACUAAGCGCUUGAGUUUAACUCAUCGAAAAGAUCUACACAACAUAUGCCGAGACUAUAAAAUAAAUGAAGAUGAUGUUUUCCAUCAGAAUGAUGCUAUGUCAGUUGACAUACGUAUUAAUAAAAUGCUAAAGGAAGAAGAAAAUUCUGUUUUGAUUUAUAAACCAAAAAACAGUAGAUGA